AUGGUUGACAACUGUUUAUAUGUUUAUAACUUAACAAAGAAUACAAGUGUAGAACAUUUGAAAGAAAUAUUUAUGAAUUUUGGAAAAUUAGUUGAUGUAAAUUAUGUAUCUAAUGAUGAUAAUUUAAAUAAAGAAGAAAAUGAUAAUUUAGUUUAUGCUAAAAUUGAGUUUGAAAACCCUGAUGAUGCAAAAACUGCAAUAGAAUAUAUGGAUGGAGGUCAAAUCGAUGGAAAAACUAUAUCAGUAAAACAUGAACAUGAUAUAACUCAAAAAAAAAAUAGUAUUAAUAAAAAAGUUAGUAAUGAUGACAAUGAUAUAAAAAGUAAAGAAAGAAAUGAAGAAGACAGUUAUAAAUCUAGAGACUCACGCUCUAAUUCAUCCAAUAGUUCAGAAACCAAAUAA
Plasmodium vinckei vinckei is the source of this 402-nucleotide messenger RNA. RefSeq names its product RNA-binding protein s1, putative. Gene Ontology annotation, biological process: mRNA splicing, via spliceosome. The coding region runs from base 1 to 402 and encodes 133 amino acids. Gene Ontology annotation, cellular component: ASAP complex; nucleoplasm; cytoplasm. The record is from RefSeq and is a predicted model, not a curated record. The transcript has a single exon. Gene Ontology annotation, molecular function: RNA binding. Lineage: Eukaryota; Apicomplexa; Aconoidasida; Haemosporida; Plasmodiidae.